Helianthus annuus (common sunflower) is the source of this 342-nucleotide messenger RNA. RefSeq lists its product as uncharacterized. NCBI's taxonomy places the organism in Eukaryota, Viridiplantae, Streptophyta, Magnoliopsida, Asterales, Asteraceae. The coding region runs from base 1 to 342 and encodes 113 amino acids. The transcript has a single exon. The record is from RefSeq and is a predicted model, not a curated record.
AUGGGCAGCCUCGCGGCUGAAUUUGCAAUGAAAGAUCUUGGGCCUCUCAGCUACUUCUUGGGUAUUACAGUUUCUCGCACAGGUCACAAAAUGUUUCUAUCACAACAAUCUUAUGCCUUGGAUAUUGUCAACCGUGCGGGUAUGUCUACUUGUAAUCCGGUCGCCACCCCUGUUGAUACAAAACCAAAGCUUGGUGCUCAAUCUAGUGUCCUGUUUGAUGACCCCACUUUAUAUCGCAGCCUUGCGGGCGCACUCCAGUAUCUCACUUUCACUAGGCCCGACAUCAAUUAUGUUGUUCAACAAAUAUGCAUUCAUAUGCAUAAUCCUAGCAUCGAACACUGA